Messenger RNA from Fusarium venenatum, 219 nucleotides. Lineage: Eukaryota; Fungi; Ascomycota; Sordariomycetes; Hypocreales; Nectriaceae. The record is from RefSeq and is a predicted model, not a curated record.
AUGGUUCAUCAUGGCACCUCGGCCUUUUAUCUCGAGCCAAUGGCUACCAAUGUAGCACGCUAUAGCCCCUCGUGCCCUCCUGUACGAAGCUCGAGUAACUUCCAGUCUUUCUUCAUCCAGCAUGGACGCCAAUCUAAGCCUCUUUUCUGUGCUUCUGAGACUGGACCCCUGCCCACCGAAAAGCCUACUCUGACCACGUUUGUCAAUCCCCCACGCUGA